This is a messenger RNA of Monopterus albus (swamp eel), 1968 nucleotides long. RefSeq names its product ras-related protein Rab-18-B-like. The coding region runs from base 143 to 760 and encodes 205 amino acids. The transcript has 7 exons. NCBI's taxonomy places the organism in Eukaryota, Metazoa, Chordata, Actinopteri, Synbranchiformes, Synbranchidae. Gene Ontology annotation, molecular function: GTP binding; GTPase activity. The record is from RefSeq and is a predicted model, not a curated record.
GUCAUUGGGAGCACGUUGGCCGGAAGUUGCCUAAGUAGCAAGCUGUCAUCGGACCCGCUAGCUGCGAGCUGUACCCACAACACGUCUAAACAGUAGUUUUAGAUCGUCAUCAAGUAGAAGGCAAAUUAGCUUCUGUCGGGAUAUGGAUGACGACGUGCUGACGACGUUGAAACUGUUGAUAAUUGGCGAAAGUGGAGUCGGAAAGUCCAGUCUUCUCCUGAGGUUCACAGAUGACACUUUUGAUCCAGAGCAGUCAGCAACAAUAGGUGUGGACUUCAAAGUGAAAACACUCUCCAUAGACGGGAACAAAGCAAAGCUCGCCAUAUGGGACACUGCUGGACAGGAAAGGUUUCGCACCCUGACGCCUAGCUACUACCGCGGUGCACAGGGAGUCAUUCUGGUAUAUGACGUCACAAGGCGUGACACUUUCACAAAGCUCGGAAACUGGCUGAAUGAACUGGAAACCUACACAACACGCAAUGAUAUCGUAAAAAUGCUAGUUGGGAACAAGAUUGAUAAGGAUGACCGUGAAGUGGACCGAAAUGAAGGCUUGAAAUUUGCUAGAAAACACUCCAUGCUUUUUAUUGAGGCCAGUGCAAAGACCAAAGAUGGCGUCCAGUGUGCCUUUGAGGAGCUUGUGGAGAAGAUCCUCCAGACUCCGGGGCUCUGGGAGAGCGAAAGCCAGGGUCAGAAGCUCCGUUUCGGGGACCAGCCGCAGGCCAGUGGCAGGGCAUGUGGUGGAUAUUGUUCCAUAUCCUGAAACAGGACAGAACAAUAGAAACACCAACCUGAUACAAGUGACUACGGGCCCAUACCAGAGAGAAAAUGAUAGAAUGAGAGGGAGAGGCAGAAGUUAAUGAGUGCUUUUAUAAGAAUUUCAUUGUUGGAGUAGUUCUAUCAGUCCAUCAGACUUUGCUGUUUGCACACUUCCUUUACAACAACCCUCUGUCUCAUGUCAUUACUUUCUCUUUCAAACUCAAGUGAAAGGAUUAUACACAAAUAGUCUCUUUUUAAGAGAAGUAUAGUAUUUUAAAUUAACCAUGCCAACUAUGUCAUGUGACUGCAUGUCUGGUUUGAAUUUAUCGUACUGGCAACUGAUCCUGUUGAACAUUAAGGCAUCGGGUUAAUAGUGUAGUGCCUAUACCAUGAGUCAAUUUGUAGGUUGCAGUACACAGAUUGUCACUUUUUUUUUUCUUUUCUUCAAAACAAUGAUUUAUAAUCAGUUAGGAAGUCUUUAAGGUCCUUUACAUCUAUGGAUUUGCCAGCUUUAUCACAAGUAUGUCAACAUUGUGUGGGUUGAGGAUAGUGGUGGCAGAGACCUGUUAUGCACCAGAUCACUGUGAAUGCUCCCAAAGAUGACAUAUCACAAUGGACCCCAGUUACUGACACCGCUUUAUUUUUUUUACUGUUAGUUCAGUUAUUCACUUUAUGUUGACUCCCAUCAAAUUCUAUGCCUAUCUAAUAUAUAGAUGUUUUCAAAUAAACUGAUUUUCGUUGUUUUCCCUCUUAAUAUGGAAGUAUGUAAGUCAAGUAAUCAUCCUUGUCGUGUCAGGUUUCCUGCAACAUAACCUGUUUGUCUUCGUCUUUGCAUGUCUCAUCUUCCAGAGCUACAAGUUGAAGGCUUAUAGUAUUGAGAGCUCUGGCAAUAAAAUGUGUUCUUUUACUCACUUGAGCUCACUGCCUGUGCGUAUCUGCAUUUUAGUCUGACCUUGGUCCUGUAAGCUUAUUUUUUCACAAUUAUUUAGUAAUUCCUGUGUGGUGUUGUAGUUCAGAAUGCAUCACGUUACAGAUUGAGAGCAUUCCUAAAACCUUCAUUCCUUCCUUGGUUUGGUAUGGAUUUCAUGGAUUAUUGCUGUUUGUUUGAAUUCUGUUUUCUUGUUUAAAUUGAUGUUGACCUCUUCCCUGCUUUUAUCCCUGUACUUUUUCCUGUUGCUGUGCGUCUGUUUGAAUCAUCCUAUACAGCAAUAA